GGCCCUUUAAACCCACGCGCGCUAAGGGCCGCCUCCUUCCCCCCCACCUCCUCCUCCUCGGCAGGCCCGGCGCGUGAGGCCCCGCUCGCGCUACAGAGUGGGGCGGAGUCAAGUCGGAGCCCAGGCUGUUGCUUCUGGCACCGGAGAAAGCCGGAGCAGCAGAGUUGAAGGGAGUAGGAGGGCAAAGCAGGCGGCGGCAGCAGCAGCGCGAGCGACCGGUGCCUUCUCGCGCGCGGGGUUUUCGGGCGCAACGCGGGACGUUCCGUGGCCGGGCCUCCCCCUUCGUCGCGCGGGGGCGAAUCUCCUUGCCGUGAAUGUUGGUUGCAGCGGCCGCCGCGAGCCCCUGCGGCAGGAGGAGACGGCUCCGCUCCCCUCCCCCCGCCGUUCCCAGCGCCGGGCAGCCAAGGGCACGCAGGCCUCUUGCAGUAACCGGGGCUCCCGGUUCCGUAGAAUUGGGGAAGCAGCUGCCCGGGUCUGAAGCAGCCGAAUUGCCGCGGCCGCUGGGUAAAACUGGAUUCACCAUCUGACUUUAAACAUUAAAAACUUGGUGUCUAAAAGAUGUGCCAUGGAAUGGUAGGAGCAAAGAGCACCACAACAUCGCUGCUUGCUUUGAUCAGUCAUGGGAUAUUUUUUCCAUUCUUUAUUUUCAGUUCCUGUAUGGUGGAAGGAUUGGACUCAUACUGUCCACAGCCAUCCAAACCUGAGAAUGGAGGUUACAAAUGUCAUCCAACACCUUGCAAAGACCCACUGACAUCUGACAGUGUCAUAGAGUAUUUCUGUGACAAAGGUUAUGUAUUGAAAGGAGAUUAUAAAUAUUUGACUUGCAAGAAUGGCAAGUGGAAUCCAGAACUGGAGGUUACCUGUAGACUUAGCCAAGAUAAAGGUUCUCCUCCAAGUGUAGGAGUACCCACCUUAUCCAUAGUGGCUACUACAGCAAGUUCAGUCGCUUUCAUCCUUCUCCUAGUUGUAUUGUUUGUUUUGCUACAACCAAAACUGAAGUCAUUUCAUCACAGCAGGCGUGAUCAAGGUGUUUCUGGGGACCAGGUUUCUAUUAUGGUGGAUGGAGUUCAGGUAGCUUUGCCAUCUUAUGAAGAAGCUGUCUAUGGCAGUGCUGGAAACUGCAUACCAUCCUCAGAUACACGGAUACAGAUCGUCCUUUCAGAAGGAGCUGGACAGAGCGAGGAAAGGGAAAUGCAACAGCCACCCCCAGACCAAGUGGGUCCCAGUGGUUUUAUUAGGGAGGAUGAAACCCCUGGACGCUCUGGAUUGUGUGAAGCUGGCAGCUCUCACCACUCAGAAACUGUUCUAGUGCAUCAGGCGACCACAUCUUCCUGGGUGGCUGGCACAUCUAGUAGUAAAUCUGGGCACAAAGAGACUUCAGACUCAGAAAACAGCGAUGUACAAAGCCUUUUAUCACUUGCUUCCUCAGAGGAAUACAUGGAUGAUAUUCCAUUGUUGAAAGAAGCAUGAGGGUUGCAACAGUCAUCAAGUCUACACUCUCUAGUUUCCUUUUUGGAAUGAUGAGCGCUUCGUGCUGGCUUUCCCUUCCCUGAAGUGCUGCACCCUGAAUAUUUCCAGAAAAUAUCCCUUAGUUGAAGAUCCAAAGGAUACCAUCAAGACACCACCUUCAGUACAUCAGUGGGGUGCACCGGUGCCAGCGAUCUUCUCCAUCUCAUUCUAUAAGCAUUAAAGGAGGGCUCUAGAGACUCAAGUUCCUCCAGCCUCUCCUCUUUCCCAGACAGAUGACUUUGAGUACAGUCUCUGGAGAGUUGCCAUUUACUUGUGCCUUGCUCCUUCUCACACUGGCUCGCUGCAAUUUCUCAUAGGCCUUGCUAGUUUCUGGAUGUCUCAGAAAGCAGGGUCAAACCACAGCUUGUUUUGUUUUGGUGCAGAUGGUUUUGUUCUAUUUAUUAACUACAUUACGAAGGCAAGAAGAAUGCCUUGAGAUGGCCUGAGUGGGAGGGAGCUUAUAAAAGUCACACAUACUGGUUGUAGACCUCAGGUGUUGAAAAUUGUAUAAUCCAUAAUGUAACUGCACAUCCACACAUGAAUACGCAGUGCUGGCUGUGUUAAAGGGAAUUGCUACUGGCCACUUUAGAAAAAUAGCUUAGGCUGCUACUUGUGCUUUGUUUUCCUCAAGGGUGAAGUGACUGUACCUCUCAUAUAUUUGCAUUCAUUCUUUUCUUUUUUCAUUCCACCACAUCCACUAGGACAUUCUUUAUCUCUUUGAACAUGCUGUCUGGCAUACAUUGAGGGCUGCAGAAAACUUUGAGAAAUUCCCUUGUAUGUAGCCAGAUUUAAGAGCACUUGCAUGGCUAAGCCCAUGGCCUCAUACUAUCAGCAAUACUGUGGCCGUAUUACAGCUGAUCCAAAGCCUUCCAUCUUUGAGUAUAUGAUUGGUUUAGUCUCUUUCAAAUAUCAGUAGAACAUCAGUUUGUUGCGUUUGAGUAGCAUUAUCACCUGUCACAUGCGUUUCUGUAUCAACUCACUAGAGUGGUUUUGGCAUUUCUACUUUAUUUUGUUGCUGUGGUUGAUUUCUGUCCUUGUGGAGGUAUUGCCAGGGCCUGCAUUUUCUUCAGCUAGCAACUGUUAAUUUAAAGUAUUGAUCAUGGUUAGCAAGUAUUUAGCUUUUGAAAUUGGUAUGUCCAAUUGCCUUGAAUGAAUUAGUGAUAGCCUGCCUUAAAAAAGAGCCAUGCUGCUGUUUGUUCAGAUGCAAGAUCCUCCCUUCCUCGACAUGCUUUAUUUUGGUGUGUGUGUGUUGCCUUCUGCAUGCUACUUCCACUUGGAAACUUCUUACUAUGCAGGGAACAUGCUUGUUUACCUCACGUCCUCUCGCACAAGUCUGCUUUUGCUCUUGUUUUUCUAGCUAUCUGUGAACGUUUCUUGAUGACAUUAUGGAAGUACUGAUUCAAUAGCUUUUCUUCAAGUGAACCUCCCAAAUCAAGACUUUUUGUGUGAUUUCCCAAAGAUUUGUACAACAGACGUAAGCAGCUUAAGUACCAGUUCUCCACCUUGUCCCAGCCCUGGGGACAUGCCAGCUGCAGGCAUAAAAAACUUGGAAUGGGAAAUAGCUUUUGCCUCUUUGGAUGGCCGCCCAUAAUCCCUGAUUUAAGGUGGCCUGCACAAGCUCAGAAUUAUGAAUAUUCCUGCGAAUAUUCCUGACAGAAAUUUAACAUUGAAAGCAAAUACUUAGAAAACCACAGCUUGCAUUUUAUCAAAUAAUAAAAGUAAAAUAUCUGACCUUUGUGAAUAUAUUCCUGCAAAUUUGUAGGGUAAUGUAUAUGACAAUCUUAAGGUGUAUAGUAGAAUUUGCUGUGGCAAUGUGACAAAACUUUAGAACUCUGCGUUUUUUUUUAUUCUUCAGGAUGUGCAGAAGUACUGAGUAAACCAAUAAUUUGCUUGCUUUUAAUAAUGUGACAGAGGCAAACAAUUCUGGAUUUUCCUGGGGCUUGAUACUGGUAUCAAUAUAUAUUGCAUUGCCUUUGAUUCUGCUCUCUUGUAAGUGAAUGGAUACAUAUCAAAUAUAUAUACAUACAUCUCAUUAAGUAGAAGAUGUUCCAGUAACAGUUAGAAAGCAAAUGUGAAGGAAGAGCCAGCCAUAACUAAUAUUAUACAGAUGUUAAUAAGACUGUGCAAAUCAUUUGAAAGAGCUGCAUCCAGUUACAAGUCUAUGUACAAAACACCUCUUCCUCAAUCAAACAAAAAUCUUUUUCCAAGUUUGUGCUGCCGUUUCCAGCUAUCUCUACCUGUUUUUCCCCAAUGGCUACUUUAGUGAAAAGAGGAGCUUUGAUUGAGAUCCCACAAAGUUAGAAGCACUUCUUUUGAAGGAGUUUUACUAUCCUAAUGGCUAGGGGCAUAUAAUUUCUUAAACCAAAUAACCACAAUAUUGUUUAUCAUGCUGUAUAGUCUAGCUAUUGUGGUUUAUAAAUGUUGGUGAAUGAUUUAUCAUGGUCUGUGAACACAGCCAAUUAACUUAUUCGGUAACAUUAAGUAACUCUGGCUUAGUUCAGUGGUAAAUAUUUUGGUUGAGAUGGAGAUGUUUCAAAGUAUAUAGAGUGACAUUUAUCUAAUACCAAUUUCUUUCUGGACUCAUAUGACUGGAUUAGCCUUGAAUAUGAAUCUUCUUUCUCACUCAGCUGUGCAGUUUUUAAACCAUUGCAUUUUAUAUAAGAACUCUGAAAUAAUGUAUUUUCAUUCCAUCAAACAAAAUUUACAAUCCUGUGUUUCCAUUCAAAAGAAUGGUUUUGGUGGAGCAGAUCAUAUUGUUAGCUUGGAUGCUAAUGGGAAUUAUGCAAGGAAGGCAUGAAAGCACUAGCAUCCUCCCUUUUUAAUAUGUAGCCAGCAUGUUCUGUGUACUGCAUCUGUAUUCUCUGGAAACCUUUAGUAUAGAUAAUCUUUAUAAAGAUUUGGGUCUUAAUAUUUUACCUGAAUAAUUUAUAGCUGGAUUUUGUGGUUUUUUCAGGGCAAGAAAUAGCUUUCCUUUGUAGAAAACUGAAUUUUGAAGAUAAAUAAAAAUGCCAUCUUCAAAAUUGUAAGUUUCUUUUCCCUUUAAAAUCUAAUAUUCUCAGGUUCUUGAUCUGAUUGGCAAAUUCAUAUAAAGCAAAGAUACCAAUAGUUGUUAAGUAUAUGCUGAGGGUAUCUGCUUAAGAUGUAAAUGAAUAGAAUAUUUUUUUAAUUGACAUGAAAGUUCUUGACGCAUCAAAGACCAUUAAGUAGUUGGAAGGGCUGCUACUCCAAUACUGUGUAGUUCUUAGGUGCCUAAUUGUUCAUUUAACUUUUUGCAGCCUUUUAUAGGGAGAACUAGAUGCUGCAAGAGCACACUUUGUGCCUUGCAGGAAUAAAAUGUGGUUCUGGUUUUUAAAAUGUAAGCCUUUUCUGAAACUUAAGUCUCCUGGUUAAUCUUGUUCUUCUGAUGAAUGAAUGCUUGCCAUUCCAUCCCCCCAUUUUAUUACAAAUCCUGGUUGGUAGAUGAACCCAUGAAACUGCCUUAAAGUGACUUAGAUUGGUCUGUCUAGUUCAUUGGUGUUUGGUUUUUUGUUAUUACGGAGGGUUUUUUUUUUCAUUCCAGUAGAUAUCAUUGGAAUGAGUUGGUGAACAUAUGGAUCUUAUGUCAACUGUAGAAAUUAACCAUAGGACCUUUUUUCUCUUCCACUGAGAAAAGUUAUUUCCUUAUUCUUCCACCCAAUACAUCCUAAAAACAAUACAUUUAACUUAAAACGCAGUGCUGCUUUUCUGUGGUAAAUACGUAUCAAGUGGAUUGAUGCACACUAUAGAAAGCUGCCAUUUAACGAGGAUGUGAGGCCUAAGCACUCCAUUUUUCUCAUAUAUUAAUGAUCAGUAUAAUAUCAGUAUCUUAAAACAGCUGCCAUUCUUACUACCAUUGCAAGACUAGAUCUGUAGAGGACACAUCUUUCCCAGCAUUUCCUCCUUUGAAGGAAAAGCUGAAGCUUGAGAAUCCAUACCUGUUAAAAUAAACAGGACUAUCAAGUUCCUUUUUUAUUUUCUUGCCCUGGUUUUUGAAGUUUCGUAUAAAAUAAGAAGUUGGGGAAGAAGUUUGAUUGAGAAUGAAUUGGCUUUUGUGUUUUAAUAUUUUAAAAACUGCACAAUAAUACAAAAAAUAUACAGGUAAUCCUCAAGUUACAAAUGUAAUAAAGCCUGCCAAUUACAUUCAUAAUCUGAGGAUUCUUUAAUUGUAUCAUGUUAAAUGAAUGAUCCCCCUCUGCUUUCCCCAAUGUAUUUGUUAAUCAAAUGCACAGGUUGUUAAGUGCACAUGAGGUAUCUCAGGUUGAGGAAGACCCAUGGGGGUGGGGGAUAGUGCUGGAACAGGCCAUCCAAGGCAUCCCCAUACCCACUGAGAUAUCUCAUACUUCGCUUGCAAUCCCUUGGGGUCCCCAUAGUUCCUUGGCCCUUUUCCGCACCAACCCUGUAUCACCAAUCGCUCACUUGCCUUUCGAAAAUAUUCAGAGUUCCAGAACAGGCUGACCCACAUGACAGAAAAGUGGCCAUCUUUUUCUCAGAUGCUUCUUUUCCUUAGAUCUUGCAUUCUUAACACAUGUUUUUGCGUUUAGAAUGAAAUCGUCUCUAAGAACGUGAGAUCUAAGGAAAACAGGUUCAUCAGUGUCUGAGUAAAAGAUGGCCACUUUUCUGCCACGAGGCCACCAUCAUUUGGUCCCAUCCUGGGCAGUGCCACGGGUGCUGCUGGGUGGCAUGAGUGGCUUCGGGGAUUGGGGUGCGAAAGCAGCAGCAGCCAAUCAACAUGGGGCAUUUUUUACACUGUUUUGACUAGAGGAAAAGGCAGGAACCGCUUGGGGGGAUUAUGGUGGAAAUUCAGCAGAUGUCGUCAAUCAACACAGGGCAUUUUUUGCAGUGUUUUGGCUGGAGGAAGAGGCAGGACCACUUUGCAGUUGGGCAGCUGGCUGGGGCAGCAGCGGGAAAUCCGAGCUGAAGCCGGGGACACCCGAGCCCCUCUCAGUGAGCCAGUCAUUGUAGCUGGUGGGUGCCAUGCCUGAGAGUCCCAUGCUUGCUCAGGUCCUGCAGUGCUUUGGGUGCCAAAGCCUGAGGCAUACUCUCUGACAGCGGCGAAUGGGCAUACCAAGCUCUCCAUCUCUCUGUCUCCACGGUGGCAAUUGGUGAGGUCCACAUGGGUUGGGGAGGAGCAGUGGGCUAGCAAAGCAGGCCUAGUGUCUGUGGAGAUCCAGUGAGGCAGGAUGAGUGGGGAGGAAAAAACCUGAAGAACAUUGGAUGCUUAAGGGCAGGCUGCAUUCUUCUGAGUCCUCUUCCCAGAAAACUUUUUUUUUUAAAUACUGGACCACUUUUUAAUGAUUCAGAUUUAGUUAUUUUAAGUAAAUAAAUUAUAAUAAUCACUUCCUGCUAUUUGUGACAGAUGUGAGGGGUCUGUAAGUCCAUUUUCUGAUUAAAAUGUCACAUCAGUGUCAGCAGCCCUCAGACACUGGAUAGAUGGGCAGCUAGGACUGCAGCUUGAAAAAUCUUGCACAAUCUAUUAGUAGUUUCCACUUCCUUGCUACAAAAUGCCUUUUUAAAAAAAAAGUCUCCAGGAAUCUCAGUACUAUUUCAGUUUUCUUCUUUUUCUGCUACCUGUAAUGUUUACUCAUUUCAAGUAUAUUAACACAAGAAUAACCAUGAUACUAAUUAAAACAUUUACAAGGUGUGUGUGUAUGGAAAGCAGUUCCAGAACCAAAGAUGUUUUUGUUAAUUGUGCUAGGUUGAGUAAUAGUGCAUACACAACUGUGAUAUGUAAUCCUUAUAUCCUCAUUAUUGUGAGGUGAGUGUGUCGAUAGAGUGCAAAAAAAAAUAGUACUACUGUGUCCUCGCAUUGUUUUCAAAUAUAAUGUAUCCAUACAGUUUUUAGACAUUGCUUAGAAACAUAGAAACAGGCCAUGUGUCACAUCUAACUCAUACUUUACAUGACAGAUCAUAACUGGAUUUGCAAUAAUUAUUGCAUUGUAUGCCAGUAAACACACAGACAUAAACUUAUCAUCUGUGGUCAACCUCAGGUCCCAGGGCUUGUGUUCUGCAAAUCCCCGAGAAGUACAUGGCAUUUUCUUAACAUUUUAAUCUUAACUACUGCAUACAGUAGAUGCAAUUGCAAUGCUGUGAAUCAGGUUUCAGUUUCCAUUAUUACUCAUGUAUAUCACACACACUCCCAAAAAGAGCAACGUGCUUUUAAGGGGCAAGUUGGAAAUCACUAAUUUGGCACAUCACACCGCAUUUGGUGGUAUUUUAUGGAUUUCAAACUCAUCUCUGCUUUGUUUCCUAGAUGCUUUAUAAUUGUUUUUUGAACUUAAUCCCUUCUUUCGUGUUAUUAGGAUUCCAGAGGAAAUACCAUUGGAUAAUGGAAAAACCUCUGUGCUAAUGUAAAUUAUUUUUCCAGCUGGUGAGCUAAGGAGCAUGGCAGUCAAUUUCUGCUAGAAAUUUGACUGUUACGCUUAAUUUUUCAUGAAAGCUCAGACCAAACAUCCUGUUAGAACAAACAUUCAGGCAGACAUUUACACCAUAAUGCAGAUGACAGGCUGCAGGUAGCUGGAGAUACAAAAGAGGAAAACCUGGUUGCCUUCAGUGCUUUUAUUUGUAAUCUGAACUGCAUCACUAAGGAAUUUAUUGGAAUUUAUUGGAAUUUAUUUACAGAAUGGUACUCGUAUAUAUAUAUCUAUAUCUAUAUAUAUAUAUGGGAUUUUAAAGAUUCUAUAAUGCUGUGCAGGAUGGAUCUAUAUAUACGUGUGUGUAUGGGUAUGUGUGUGGGUAUGUAGAUAGAUGAUAGAUAGAUAGAUAGAUAGAUAGAUAGAUAGAUAGAUAGAUAGAUAGAUAUAGAUAUAGAUAUAGAUAUAGAUAUAUAUAGAUCCAUCCCAUACAUUGCAGUGGGUGUGAUGAUAGUAUUUUAAUAUUUGUACAAAAUUUAAUUUAAUUUCAAUUCUAUGUAUAUAACUGCAUUUCUAAAUUAAAAUACCUUUUGAAGUCA
Thamnophis elegans (Western terrestrial garter snake) is the source of this 8476-nucleotide messenger RNA. RefSeq names its product sushi domain containing 6 (gene SUSD6). The transcript is spliced from 6 exons. Lineage: Eukaryota; Metazoa; Chordata; Lepidosauria; Squamata; Natricidae. Bases 559 to 1470 code for a protein of 303 amino acids. The record is from RefSeq and is a predicted model, not a curated record.